GUGACUUUUGCGCGGAUAGCAGCGAAAAACAACUUUGACGUGUACUUGUGUGCGUGUGUCAAUAAAUAGGGCUGUCAGCUCAAUUCCCCGAGUCUUAUAUUGUGGUUUAUGUGUGUUUGUUGUUGUGUUGCCGCGCUAAACGGAGGACGUCUCGGAAGACGCAGGGUGCUGAAAUGUCGAGACAGACGUCUCCGUCCCCUCAAAGCAGGAGGAUCCCUUGGAAUGAAUUUGGACCUUACAGACCUAAACCAGGACAGGACAUGACUACCCAGGAAUGGAGGCCCAAUUCCAGAGACGAACAACGAAGGUUUGGUGAGGAUAUGUUCUCAGAAGGUCAAAGAAGACCCUCUUCACAGGAUAAAAAUUGGCGUCAGUGCGAUCAGGAGGGAGGUUCUCGGCGGCGGCUGUCGCCUCAACGCGACGUGCCCAACCACCACGUCCCGAGAGGCUCUCCCCAACGGGACGGCGGAUUUGACGCGGACAGACAAAGAAAAGGAUUCAGGGAAGAGUUCCAGCGUUUCAACAAUAGAGGAAGGCCACAAAAUUCCCCUCUGAGGUUCCCAAGGGAAGAGUUGCCGAUGCCAGUCAGCAAUCUUGCGCAGGGCUGGGGGCGGGACGGGGAAGGGUGGGGCCAAGGGAGGUCCCGGGACUGCAGCCCCAGCGUUAGGUAUGAUGAGCAAAUGGGAAGCAGAAGAGAAAGAAAUGACGAAGGUCUGAACAGAAGCAGACAAAGAGAAGAUAUUCUUCCCCUUAUAAAGAGCUCGAGAAGAGAAACGGAUGGCUACCAUCACAGCGGGUUCAGGCGGGACAGCAAGGACUUUGGUGAUCAGCGCUACUCGUCCUCCACGGUUGACGGAAAUGUCCGAAACGCUCUCGGCUCGGGACCUCACGGGAUACCGGAAGACCGGAUAGGCCAACCGCGAAAACACAAUAAUGGAGAACGCGGCGAUUUCGACUCGAAACAGAGACGCGGCGGACCUGAGCAAUCCUGGAUGUCGGAUGACAGACGAGAUUCCCAUGAAGAUUCUAGAAAGCGACGCUAUCCAGAUAAUUGGAGCAACAGCUCCGACCGCAGGAGGAGCUCCCCGCCGCGAGAACGAAUCAAUUUUGCAAGAUCUGACAGACAAGGUGGCCAGAGGGGAAGGGGCAGUCCUCAAGCGGCCAGAGGCGGAGUCAAUCGCAACGGGAACUUUCCAAAGAACCGGUCAAACUUUCAGCAAUCCGCUCGAGAAUACCAAAAUAGUCCUCGUGAGGAGCCCAAAACCGGAUACAGAGCCCAAAGGGAACCCUUGUACGAGGAGGAAGAACCCCACUGGCAAGAAAACGACCCACAGGUGGAGCAGGUUCGACCCGCUAGUCAGGACAGACGCGAACCGGAAGCGAAACGGCCCAGGCUGCGUCCUUGGGAGGACCUGGAGCCCAAAAACAUGACCGUGGUAACAGAGGAAACACUCACCAUCAAAGUGGAUAUGAGUCGGCCCAUCCAAAACACAAGCUUGCUAUGUUACUCGGCAGACCGCCAGCUAUCGUUGGACCUUGUCAACGUCGGCCGCCAGCGUCCGGAUCUCCUGCCGGAAAUUAACCAGGAGAGUGUCGCAGAGUUCACCCAGGAAAUCAUCACGUUGGUGCACGGGGUCAAAGAGCUGUAUUUUAAAGGUGACGGAAUGACGUUGAACGAACGCUUCUCCGAGCUGACGCAAGGAGAGUAUCGUGAAGAAGAAGGGGCGGGGCUUACGCUGGACCAGAGGUUCUCAUCUAACCGCAUGCAAGUGACGAAGCCGGCCAACAUCCCGUCGCUUUUGGAGCUGGCGCACAACCCCGGCGACCUGCGACACGACCUGGAGAGGCGGCGGCAGAAGCGGCUGGAAGGGGUAACCAUCACUAUACUUGGAAGCAGGCAGACGGACACGGAACAGGCCCACUAUGGUGGCGAUGAUGGGAUGUUCCAGGACAAGCGGGACUAUAGACGGGACGGAAAUACGGGUCCCAGGAGAGGCGGUCCUUACAGGACAAACACCGGUUUUGCCCAAAGGUUCAAGAACCACCAGCCCGGCAGGACGCACAACCGCUACAACAACAACAACGACGCAGGUCCGAGUUGGUGACUCCGCCCACCAGAGACGACCCCUUCCGAUCAUUUUCCCCACUGUCAUUUUUAAGUGAGUCCUAUUUGUUUCAAGGCAAACCGUCGGACCAUCUGUUCAACUCGCUGGCUGCCAUUGAUAGAAAAAGUCGAAUAAACUCCCACCUCAGAAACGUUUAAGUGAAAUGUCCUUGUUUCAAAAUUUUGGCCAAUGUUAAUUCAUGAAAAAAUUUAAAGCUGAUUGAACUAUAAGUUGUGGAUAUUUGUACUAAGUUUGUGUUAUAAAUGCUAAUAUGCUAACGUUUCAGUGUGUUUAAAGUGCAAUCUGCUCAUUUUUAAAGGAAGUCUGGUUUUGCUUUUACCAGCAAUGGCAGCCAAUGAGUUAAUAGUCCUUUUUACGCGUAAUGCGACGGCUUGUUUAUUCCAUUCCUAUGACACAUGGAACGAUAACCAAACUGUGAGAAGAACUUUAUUAAAUCCAUUGUGACCUUUGUUGAAACAUAAUAAAAAAAUAAUCAUAAUAAAAACAUGAACAUGUCCUCAGCUUUUGUGUGCCGUUUUUCCCGACUUUAAACAGUGUCAAAACUGAAGAUGUGGUU
Messenger RNA from Corythoichthys intestinalis (scribbled pipefish), 2682 nucleotides. RefSeq lists its product as uncharacterized. Gene Ontology annotation, biological process: positive regulation of transcription by RNA polymerase II. The coding region runs from base 174 to 2105 and encodes 643 amino acids. The record is from RefSeq and is a predicted model, not a curated record. NCBI's taxonomy places the organism in Eukaryota, Metazoa, Chordata, Actinopteri, Syngnathiformes, Syngnathidae. Gene Ontology annotation, molecular function: transcription coregulator activity; DNA binding. The transcript is spliced from 10 exons. Gene Ontology annotation, cellular component: mediator complex.